Molecule: messenger RNA, 1533 nt
Organism: Ictalurus punctatus (channel catfish)
Lineage: Eukaryota; Metazoa; Chordata; Actinopteri; Siluriformes; Ictaluridae
Gene: pdca
Product: phosducin a
Exons: 4
Coding region: 186-899 (237 amino acids)
Biological process (GO): regulation of G protein-coupled receptor signaling pathway
Source: RefSeq, a predicted model, not a curated record
AUGUCUACAAUGUCAUCAUGACGCCCAUGUCUAAUUCUAAUAAGCACCUUAGACCACACCCACCAUCGUCAACAUAGAGGGACCACCGGGGUCUGAGAACUUCUAAAGAAAAUCCAUAAACCCAUAGGAGAAGCAUCUGUUCAAGACACACUAUACUCUCAGAAGUCUUGCUGCAGACUGUAAAUAUGUCAGACUUGGUGCAGGAAGAUGAGCUACCAGCACCACACACAGGUCCCAAAGGAGUGAUCCACGACUGGAGGAAAUUUAAGCUAGAAAGUGAGGACCAUGAGAGCACGCCACAGAAGCGGAGAGAGCUCCUCAGACAGAUGUCCAAUCCCAAGGCUAAUACUGAUGAUAACAAUGAAAAAAUUAACCGCAAGAUGAGUGUUCAGGAGUAUGAGAUGAUCCAGGAGGAGGAUGAGCGAUGUCUGAGGAAAUACCGCAGGCAGUGCAUGCAGGAAAUGCAUGAGCGCUUGAGCUUCGGGCCCAAAUUCGACAGCGUCUUUGAGCUGGAAAGCAGUGAAGCCUUCCUCAAGACCAUCGAGAAUGAGCACCACCUCACGCUAAUCAUCGUGCAUAUCUAUGAUGAUGCUAUCAAAGGCUGUGAAGCUCUCAACAACUGCCUGAGCAGCUUGGCGGUCGAGUACUCCAGCGUGAAAUUUUGUCGAAUCCGGGCAUCUGCCACAGGUGCAGGAGAAAGAUUCACCGAUGAUGUCCUGCCCACUGUGCUGGUGUAUAAGGCUGGAGAAAUGCUGGGAAACUUCAUUUGUGUUACCAAGCAUCUCAAUGAGGAGUUCUUCACUAUUGAUGUGGAGAACUUCCUCAAUGAGUAUGGCUUGUUGCCAGAGAAAGAAUUCGCUGCCUGCCCUGAUGAUGAUGAAGAGCUAGGGGUGGAAUAGUCUAGAAAGAUCAUACUAGCGGAGAAGAGACAUAGUAGAAGAUCCAUGGCAAAUGUUUGGGACUAAGCAUACAAAUUGGCAAUCAUUUUGUCAUGUAUAGAAGCUCAUUAACUCACAUGCUCUAAUCAGAUAUACAUAUCCCACUGCAGUUACUAUACAUUAUUAAGAACUUGCAUGUGGAUUAAGGUGAUGUUAAAACACACUUAUAUUAACCAAAGCAAGAUGUUUCUUAUCAGUAACUGAACAAAGACACCAAGACUAUCCAAGCAUAUUUCCACAGAGUAAAUAAAUAAAACUGAGUGAAACUGAAAAUUGUAUCAUAUAAUUACAUAAUUUGAAGGUGGCCCCAUAGAGGACAUACAAACUAAUUCCAGUUUUUUCUGAAAUUUUUGAAGGUCCUUGCUUAAUCUGUGGCCAUUAAUGCUUAACCAUUAGUGAUUAACGGUGUAAAUAAGAAACAUCAAUUUGAAGUGGUUAUGUUUUGGUCUGUAGUGGCGCUUCAUGGUACCACUUUUGAUUAGUGCCAUGGACAUGGUCUGAUGCCAUUGUCAACAUUUCUUUCUUUUUUUGAACGUCAUGUUGUCAGUUCACUAAUCAGACCAGAAACGGUUAAUAAAAUAAAAUAAACUGUGAA